AUGGGCAAAGUGAAUACGAACGAGUCCAAGGAGAAGAGCAAAGGGACGUUGUUGGUGAACAAAAAUGUGAAUGCCAAACGAUCAAAGAAGGUUGGGAAAAAGGUAUGUUCUGAAAGGUUGAAGUGGAAUGAAAAAGCUCAGAUCUCUAUGCUACAAGGUUUGAUGGAUUUUGAAGAUGUAAAGAAGAAGAAUGCUUUUGAUGAUAUGCUGGAAACUUACGAGUUCCUCAAGGAUUAUAUAGUCUUCGAGUCUUACAGCCAAGAAUUUGUAGAGAAGAUGAUGAGUUUGAAGGAAAAAUUGAUGUAUCACACGAGGAAGAGAGAAGAACGGUCUUCCUCGGAACGUUACGACCAUAAAGGUUCUAAGUUGAUGACAUUGGUUCGGGAAGAUGAUGUGGAGCAUGUCGUUGAGAAACCAAAGAAGGGUAAGGGGAUUGCAAAGCCUAAAGAAGAGAAGCAAGAAGCAGUGAUGGUUCGUGAAGGAGAAAAAUGGUUUGAGGAUGCGUCUUUGGUUCGAGAAGUUGUAAGUCGUGGUGGUGUUGAUGAAGAUAUUCUGAAGAGCAAAUGGGAUGCGGUACCAGUGGAGAAGAAGAGUCAUAUGGAUCAGAAGUGGAGUGUCUUGCGAGCCAAGGAAAAUGAAUCUUUGUCACAAAAGAGUAAGUUUUUGAAGGAGUUGGUUUCUAUUAUCCGUGGAGCAUCAUCAUCAUCAUCAUCCCGUUUUAUGUAA
Messenger RNA from Capsella rubella, 726 nucleotides. Its product is annotated as probable transcription factor At4g00232. The transcript has a single exon. The coding region runs from base 1 to 726 and encodes 241 amino acids. The record is from RefSeq and is a predicted model, not a curated record. Gene Ontology annotation, biological process: regulation of DNA-templated transcription. NCBI's taxonomy places the organism in Eukaryota, Viridiplantae, Streptophyta, Magnoliopsida, Brassicales, Brassicaceae.